This is a messenger RNA of Hypanus sabinus (Atlantic stingray), 3091 nucleotides long. Its product is annotated as spermatogenesis-associated protein 16-like. Gene Ontology annotation, cellular component: Golgi apparatus. Bases 1227 to 3020 code for a protein of 597 amino acids. Lineage: Eukaryota; Metazoa; Chordata; Chondrichthyes; Myliobatiformes; Dasyatidae. Gene Ontology annotation, molecular function: protein binding. Gene Ontology annotation, biological process: spermatogenesis. The record is from RefSeq and is a predicted model, not a curated record. The transcript is spliced from 11 exons.
GGCAGGUUUCAAAAUGUCACACUUUUAAUUUUGAAACUGACAUUUAGAGAAAAAUUGCUCACUUUUAGAGAAAAGCUGCAUCUUUGUAAUCUUGAAAGUGGGUAUGUUGUAGAAAUAGAAGUUGCCUAUGGUCCUGCAAAGUAGCUGAUUUUUAGUUUGCUGAAAGCCGAUAAUUCAGUUUGCAAUUUCAGGUAUGUUGGGAUCACAGUAUUGGGUAUGAUCAUUAUCUUAUAUCUGACAAAUCAGAAUUAGAAACCAUUUCACCUCCCUACCCAACCACAAACUUCCAUAAAAUCCUGGCCUGCAGGCAUAAAGCCCACAGAUAAUUCUGAAUAACUGGCAUAAAGCCUACAGGUAACUUGGGAGUCCUUUUCUUUCUUAUACUUGUAUUUUUGUUUCUGGGUAACUUUUAAGUGUAUGAUUUGGGGAGUUUAAUACCCAUUUGAGGUAAUACAGUUCUUUGGCAAUUUUUCACCAAAAUGGAAUUGCAGAGGAAGAUUUGCAGAGAAAUAGUAAAACUACCAUACAUACUUCAAAUACAAGUUAUGGAGUUCCUCUGAACUAGCUGCAUUAUCUUCGCCAGAGAAACAUUUCUGCUAGGAUCCGAAUUGUGACGCGCGGUUGUAUUUUGUUGUACAGGCAGGCAGAUUUGUUUUGGUAUCUGUGGAAGUUGCAAGUUUGACAGUUACAAUAACUCAUUUAAUCAUGAAUGUAUUCUGUUGAGGGAGGGGUAUGCAUGCAACCUAAUGAGAGGCAACGUAAUCGUCUUCACAAUGCCUGAUGAUAAUUCCAAUUCCUCUCUACAGUAGUUCGCAAAAUAAAUAGAACAGGUAGCAACAGUCCUACUGGAAAUACUUGGAUCAAAAGCAAAAAGCGGAUUAGGCAGUACCCGUGAAAGAAAGUGGACGGUCGAUGUCUCGGGUUCAGAUCCUAACGCUCGCUUUCUCCUAUCGUAUGUGAACACGGGGCGGGGAUCAGAGCGAUGUCUGUGGAAAUGGGGUGCAGACGGGCCUCAGUCAAACGCGAACAGCAGACGGUUGAACCAAGGCCUGAAGUCGGCGAGCUCACCGUGACGGCAACUCGGAGGAGAGCGCGCGCCCCUGCGUCACGAACUGUUUGUGUUCAAACUCGGCAGCGCGUGGAACAUUGUCAGCAUUUGGCCGCAGCGGCCAGUGCGUUUAACAGAGGCUCGCGGUUCUUCGUGUUACAAGUAUCGAUGGUUGGAUAUGGCUUCUAUAAUUCUGAAAGUUUCAGAUGGAAAUCAGAACGUUGUUCUCAAUACUAAAACUGCAAAAGAAUCGGGUGCUAUUAAUUUAUCUCAGAAUAAUACUUUGGAUGAUGCAGGGGAUCUUCCAAUACCUUCUAAUGGGAAUGACAAGGCUUGUAACAAGAAACCAGAAUGCUAUUUGAAUCAGAGGAUGACACAUACAAGAAAAGUCAAGCUGAAGAGGAAGAGUACAUUGGACAGUUUAGGGAUCAAAAGAAAAGUGGAAAAUGAGGAAAAAUGCAUCAACAAAAAAGAACCAAAAAUUGUUGAACAUCAGAAUCCACCAGCCACGCACUCACUUAGUCGUGUACCCUUAAAAAGUGUAAUGGAUGUUGAAAUGAAAUUGGUUUAUGUUGAUGAACAACAAAUAAUGUAUGAAUUUAUAGAAUCCCUAGAAUGCAGAAGUGCUCAGUCGGCAUGUGAAGUCACCAAAUCAGGAGAAUCUGUAAAUUCCUGUGCUUUAAAUUUGGCACCUCAGAUGGAUAAAUGGCUUGCCAAAGCUUUAAAGGAUGCAAGCUUUUACUACCACCAGAAAAAGUAUUCAGUAGCAGCAGGACGAUUCAAAACAGCAUUAGAGCUUUGUAGCAAAGGUGCUGUUCUGGGAAACCUGUUUUAUGCAUCUUAUGAAAAGAUUUCGAGCAUUGCCAGUUUCAUCGAAACCAAACUUGUAACUUGUUAUCUGCGUAUGAGGAGACCAGACCUAGCUCUGAAUCAUGCUCACAGGAGCAUUUUACUGAAUCCAAUUAACUUCCGUAAUCACCUUCGUCAAGCUACAGUCUUCCGUUGUUUGGAACGAUAUACUGAAGCUGCAAGAAGUGCUAUGAUUGCUGAUUACAUUUAUUGGCUACAUGGAGCAAAGGAACAGAACAUCAGCAAACACGUCAAGCUAUAUUGGCAGGCAAUGUUGGAAGAAGGUAUCACACAAGCUGAAACAUUUUCAGUUAUGUACACACCAAUUGCAGUGAAACCAACUGCGGUACAAAUAGAAAAAAUAAAAGAGGUUUUCAGGAACAAACAUCCUUCUUAUGCCAGCUACCUUUAUGCAGAUCCUGGUACAAAUCAUAUCCUGCCUCAGACUGUUGACUGGUCUGAAGCCUUCACACAGCAUUACAUGUUGUUACUUGGUUUCAAGAAUCCAGAGGAUGGAAACUUUUUGGAGAAGAUCAUAAGUAGAAGGUCACCAACAUUCACAGAAUCUAGGACACCAUUUUGGUCACUGACUGUAAAAGAAGUUGAGAAGAACAUGGAUAUCCUUGGGAGGAGGAUCCUGCCAGUUUUAGAUUUUACACUGUGCACUAAAUUAGCUGGAGGGAUUUGUCCAGGUGUCGGUGUGCUUGAGAAACUACAGUAUGCCAGUUAUCUGAGUCAGCUAAAACGAAUGAAGGAGCAAGCACAAGUGAUUAACCAAACUAUUGCAGAAUUAGCCACCAUGCCCUAUCUGCACGAAAUGAGUCAACAUGAAGUUGAAUUGCUGCAUUCAUUAAUGACCGAUGCUGUUGAUACUCUUGAAGGAAACAAAACCAGUGGAGAAUGUGUUUGGAGCAAAACUGAAAAGGUUGGACUAAUUGAAGAACUUAUCUAUCAAUUGGAAGAUAAUUUUCUGAAAUCAAAAGCUCUGAAAACAGCUCGAAAACAAAGAAAAGUAAAGAAGCUGAAAAUCCAAAAUAUUGUUCCAUUGCCUGGUGAUAUGAACGAAUGCAGAGGAACAAAAUCCAUGGCAAAGACAACAAUACCAUCAUCAAUGGAAAGAUGAGACAUCAUCUCACCUCUUCCUACUUUUCAGACUUCCAUUAUUGUAUCAAAGAAGCUUGAACAUUGUAUUGG